AUGGACAAGGUUUCAAAGGGGACAAAGAUCGCUGUCAUCACUGGAGGGGCAGCAGGUGUGGCAGGAGGUGUGGCAGCGGCGGGGCUGGUGCUGGCCCCGUUCACCCUGGGUGCUUCAGUCGCCCUCACUGUGGUUGGGGUGGGAGUGGCGGCAGCCGGCGGGGCCACCGCUGCAUCAGCAGCCAUCGCCAACAAGAUGACUGUCACACAGGACAAGAAGAAAAUUGAGAGUAUCUUCCAGGAGUACGAGGCCCUCAUGAUGGAGAUUCAGGACUGCCUGAAGUUCAUCAGCGAGGGUCUGGAGCACCUGAGGGACCAUGACACGUCCACCCUGAGAGCAACCGGGGCCAAGUCAGCGAGGGUCGCCGCGGUGGCUCAGCUGGCCACUUCAGACAGGGCUAGUGCUCGGGCCAUGGAGGCCAACAGCAAGGCGUCAGGGGUGAUGCAAGGCUUCGCCCUCGGGAUGUUCUUCACCCAGAAAAAGGAUGGCGCCAAGGUGAAGAAGGGCCUUGAGUCCAAGUUAGCCGAGAAAAUCCGCACGGUAGUAGAGGAGAUGAAGAAGGGACUGGACGAGCUCAUGCAUCUUAAAGAGCUGUUCAGCGAGUUCAAUUGA
This is a messenger RNA of Myripristis murdjan (pinecone soldierfish), 612 nucleotides long. RefSeq names its product apolipoprotein L3-like. The record is from RefSeq and is a predicted model, not a curated record. The transcript is spliced from 3 exons. Gene Ontology annotation, molecular function: lipid binding. Bases 1 to 612 code for a protein of 203 amino acids. Gene Ontology annotation, biological process: lipoprotein metabolic process; lipid transport. Lineage: Eukaryota; Metazoa; Chordata; Actinopteri; Holocentriformes; Holocentridae. Gene Ontology annotation, cellular component: extracellular region; membrane.